Molecule: messenger RNA, 678 nt
Organism: Psilocybe cubensis
Lineage: Eukaryota; Fungi; Basidiomycota; Agaricomycetes; Agaricales; Agrocybaceae
Exons: 3
Coding region: 1-678 (225 amino acids)
Source: RefSeq, a predicted model, not a curated record
AUGACACCAGCAAAUCAUGCUUCCUUAUUCGAAUCCCACCCCUCUGGUAUUCAACACACUCUCGCCGGUCGCCGCAUGUUCCCGCAUCUUACUACAUUGAAAUUGCGCAUCAAGCAAACCAUGAGAGGUUUUUCUGGUUUCAUCACACAGAUCAACGAAAUGCUCUCGAUUACACCGGCUUUAGAGCAUUUGUGUAUAGAUAAUGGCUUUCCACUGCACAUUGCACCUAUCCCCGAUGUCGGAAAAUUUCCUUUGCGAUACAACCAUCUAAGUCGACUCCGCUCCAUCACAUUGUCCACGUUCGUACCCAUCAAACAGAUCGCGCUUUUUGAAGGCCUCUUCGCAAACGACCCACCCCCAAGCUUGACUGAGAUUAACAUAGAGACUACGAUAAACUGGGCCAUGAGACCUGCGAAUGGUAACAUUCCAAGUACAGCGGCAUUAUAUGUCAGAGGAGUCCAGCUAUACAGAUUGGACACGUUUCUUCUUCGACCCAGCUUCGAAAAAGUGAAAAAGCUGGUGCUAAGAAUCCAAACUACGCAUCAAAUGCAAUUUGCCGAAUCGGAUAAAACUGUGGAGGCUAUCCGGUGGAGGGACGCGAUGGCAAGUGCGGUGCCUCAUUUGUUGGGGAAGAAAGACCUCGAGGUGGAAUUUCAGUUGGACUUCAAUCGCUGGUAG